This is a messenger RNA of Diplodia corticola, 3843 nucleotides long. RefSeq names its product cell wall biogenesis protein mhp1. The record is from RefSeq and is a predicted model, not a curated record. The transcript has 2 exons. Bases 1 to 3843 code for a protein of 1280 amino acids. NCBI's taxonomy places the organism in Eukaryota, Fungi, Ascomycota, Dothideomycetes, Botryosphaeriales, Botryosphaeriaceae.
AUGUGUGUGCUUCGCGACCAUAACCAACAACGAGCGCAUCCGCCCGCCGCUCCGGCCGCCGCGCGAGACUCUACGCUUUCAGCAUCCCAUGGCUCGCAAGCCGUCCCCGCCGCCGCUCCGCCCGCGCCUUCGCACAGCACCGAGACCCCCAAACCGCAAGAGCCCACGAAUGGCGUUCACGACGUGAAGGAGCAAGAAGAGGGCCAGCCAGUCGUCCCGGCGCAGCUGGAGGCGAACAAUGCCACAAGCCAGCCGAAGGCGAUACAAAAGCGCCCGUCACUGCUGGGCCGCAACAAUUCCGACAAGUCCGGCACAACCCCGCCUGAUUCGCGGUCCCCGUCAAGGAGAGGCUCGUGGGUGACGAGCCUAACGUCCAAGUUCUCCUCGUCGCAACAGGCCGCAAACCACACGAGUGCAACGAACGGCAACAACGUGCAGAAUGGCAAGCCGCAGGCCAACGGUAGUGGUGGUGGUGCCGGCGGCGCCGGCGGCGGUGGCCUACCGCUUAUCAACCCGUACUCGCCGGGUCUCGGCACCCCCACUCCUCCCACCAAUGGCCAGCAACAGCACCAGCAUGGCGAGGAUAUGGAGCCGUACGUGCCGCAACCGCCCGAGACGUCGCGCGUGUCGUUCUUGUCGAAUGCCCUAAGACGGCUCUCUUCGGGAUCGCAGGCGCCGCCGCCAAGCAAGGUUACGGGCAACGGAGGCAUGUGCCCUCGACGCGUCAUGAACAUCGACCAAAAUCGCGAGAGGUGUCUUGUGCCGGAGUUGGACAGCUCGAAGCUUCGGAGGGUUGCCUUUUGCGUCGACGUGGAGAUUGCCGGUGCACCACGAUACAGGGAGAACGGCGAAUCUCCGGAGCGGAAGAGGCAGACGACCAAGGACAAGAAGAUGAAGGAGCGGGGUGAGGGUGAGGCUUUGAAAAAUCCAGACGCCGUUGCAUGCCAGAAAGAGAAGGAUGGCGUGGUUCAGGUCAGCAACGAAGAGGUGGGAAACGACGAGGCGCCCAAUCCGGAGGGCACAGUAAUGGAAGGCGAGGAAAAGAGGGGAGAGUCUAGCAAUAAAAAGAAGGAAAAGAAGAAAAGGUCAGAGGCGGAGCGAAAGGAGAGGAAGGAAAAGAAGCGUCGAAAGGCGGAAGAGAACGGGUCCGUUCCAAUGGAGCUUACACGGGAUGACGAUGGGGGAAGCUCAACCCCUCAAUCAGCGGAUACCAAGCCGUCGAAGCCUCAGGAUCGUCCGACGACGGACCCGUUGAGAAUAUAUCGGAGAUGCUGCCAGUUGAGAGAAACACCGAUUCUGAAGCGAAUCAGCGAACAACUCCAGGAGGCAGCGAGAGGUCCGAUUGAGACUCCCGGUGUCGUCACUUGUCUGAACCUUACGGGCUCGCGGCUGACGCUGGCGGAUAUGAAUACUCUUGGCGACUGGCUUGCGGUAGUUCCGAUAAAGAAGCUGCUCCUGGAAGACUCGGAACUCACGGAUGAGGGAUUGCGCGUCAUUCUCGCAGGGCUUCUGGCCGCUAAACCCCCGGAUUAUCACGGACGCUCGUCCGUUUCCAUGAAAACGGACUCAACCAGGAGUUUCCAGGAAAGCACGGGCGUUGUGGAGAAACUGAGCCUAAAGAACAACCCGAAAAUUACAAGAGAAGGAUGGAAGCAUAUAAGUCUGUUCAUCUACAUGUGUCGAUCACUCAAGGCGUUGGACGUCUCUCACAUCCCUUUCCCGCAGCCGCGCGCACCUCCUAAGACCCAUCCCUCGGAGCAGAAGAAGCAGAUCAAAGUACCCGUCGAUGACAUUGCGGAAAUCCUGAACAAGUCCGUGUCAGAACGGCUUGGUGGCGCACAUCUGGAGGAGCUGCUCAUGACGGAUUGCGCACUGAAUUCUCAGAACAUCCGCAAGAUAAUUGACGGCGUCAUCGUUAGCGGCAUUCAAAGGCUUGGGCUCUCCAAUAAUUCCAUCGAUGCGGAAGGAAUAGAGCACGUCGUACGCUACCUCCGUUCCGGCGUAUGCCACGGACUAGACCUUGGCGGAAAUGAUUUGCGCAACCGGAUGGAACAACUUUGCGAAGGUCUGCAUGACAGAUGCCCGCUGUGGGCACUGAGCCUUGCAGACUGCAACCUGGGUCCGGAUUCGGUAAGGCUACUAUUGCCGAAGCUGGUGCCGCUGCAGAACUUCCGGUUCGUGGACCUGUCACACAAUCGCGAUUUGUUCGCAACUGAGCCCAGCGCGUUGGCUACCCUACGAAAGUACCUCCCCCAACUUCACUUUCUGAGACGGAUCCAUUUGGAGGAUGUGUCGAUGACGCCUGCUCAAGCUAUCGGGCUGGCGGAAGUCCUUCCGGAAUGUCCACGGCUGGCUCAUCUCACCAUCCUGGAGAAUCCAGAGCUUUCUACCCUGGCAUCCGCAUCGGACGAGGCAUCUCAGGAAGAGGCUUGCGCACUCUAUGCAUCGUUGAUGGUUGCCGUCAGGGUUUCGGACUCGAUAAUAUGCGUCGAUAUCGACGUGCCCAGCCAGGACUCAAGCGAAGUUGUCAAGGCUCUUGCGAAGCAAGUCGUCGCUUAUUGUCUUUCAAACAUGGAGCGUGCCACAGCUCAAGAGGCUGCUGUACUGGCCGAGAGCGCUCCUGGCGCUCCUGGUGCCGCAUCCAGCGGUGCUGAAAACGUAGAGAUUCCCGAAGUACUCCUUCAUCUGGUAGGACAUGGGGAAGACUCCGAUGGCACUGACGAUGACUCCGCCGCGCCGGACGAGGACUACAUCGUUGGAGGUACUGGCUUGGUCAAGGCGCUUAACUACUGUCUGCUUGAGAAGGCGUCCGACAAUCUCAGACGGAAAAGCAUGGCAGGAAGCCGACCUGGAAGCGGUGCCGCUACUCCCCGCAGCUCGAGCAGACUCGGCAACCGCGAACAGCGUUCGGCCAAGGCGAAGAGUAUGUCCAAGGAUCUGCUGCACAGCGCACGUAAGAUCCGAGCACGCCUUCAACCGGCUCUGGCCAGGGAGGCGCGCGCCGGCGACGAGACGGCCUACAAGCGGCUGCUGUUCCUCGACAACACCCUCCAGGGCAUCAUCCAGCGCUUCGAAGACGAGUACCCGGACUGCCGCGUCCAUCACCACCGCCCACCCACCGCCUCAGAAAUCUCGGCCGCGCUCGCCAACUCGAUCGGCUCCCUCUCCUCGGACCACGACCCCCCAUCCAGCAACGACAACAACAACGGCAGCAACAAAACCGACACCGCCGACACGUCCUCAGCGCCAUCGAAGGGCCCCUACGCCGCCCACAACACCGGCUUCACGGCCGCCGGCGACAGCGGCUCCGACGACGAGGCCGAGCACGACCACGACCACGACCACGACCUCCCCCCGCUGGGCCUGCGCUCGCGGCACAACUCGGACGUCUCGCUGGCCAGCCGCGCGCAGACGCUCGAGGAGGGCCGCAUCCACCGGCUCGGGCAGUCGGUCCGGCGCGAGCUGCUGCGCCCGCAGCUCGAGGACCGCCUGCACGGCACCACGGGCGAGGACGCCGAGACGGCGCGCGAGCCGGCGCACCUGCGCAUGCUGCGCGACCAGCUCUCGCAGCUCAGCGGCGGCGAGCUCCGCGACAUGGUCGUCCGCGACGGCUGGGAGGAGACGGUCAAGAAGAUCGGCGCAAACGCCGAGGAGCUGCGCGCCCUCGCGCGCGAGCGCCCCGACGAGUUCGAGCAGUGGCGCGACGCGCAGAUCGCGGCGCAGGUCAAUGCCGGCAUGGACGUGCCGCCGGAGAUGAGGCGGAGCAGCAAGGCGCAGGCGGAUGAUGGCGGGAGGGGGGGUGGGGAUGGGGAGGAGGAGGAAAGCGCGAUUGUAGAUGAUUGA